AAUGACCAUGGUUAAAAUAUAUAAUGCAAACACGAUAGGGCCACGAAACAGAAGGCCCAAAACGACGUUGCCUUGAUUCAACCUAGACCGUUGUUCGAAUUAAAUUGUUUUUGAACCAAAUGAAAAGAAGAACAGAAAAGAAUGGGACACUGAAAUUAUCUAGUUUGGCGCACACUCUCGCCUACGUUUAACUAUCAUAAUUCAAUAUAAUAAGCUCUAAUUUCAAGCUUUUUGAUAUCUCUUUAUACUUGUGUGUUUCAAUCCGUUACACCACCACGGAUCAUAUAAGUUAAUAAGGAGGAAGGAGAAUAUGACUUUAUACAUCAGUCGUCUCCAGUUUUCACACACACACACACAUGGCCCAAGCACGUAUCCUAUGAUCAACACUAAUAGUCAUCAAGGCCCUCUCUCGUUUUCACCUAGAUGCUUUAGCGCACUAUAGGGAUAUCAAUUAGAUAGUAAAUCACAUAUUCUUCAACCACCAAGAAAAGUAAUGAUAAUAGAUUUUGUUGCAACGGACCAGAUGCCAUCAUAUAUAUGCCUAUUAUAGUUAGAUGUCUUUUAUCAUAUGUCCAAUCAUUUGCUUAGUAUAAUGUUUUUUUUUCUUUUCGGUCUAUCUUUAACGAAUUUGUUUUUGGGUUGAUUGCUCUAAAAAAUAGUUAAACUAAACUUUUCUAUUUACUUUCACAAUUUUUUUUCAAACCAAAAACCACAAAACUUUUAAAUCUGAUACCAUUAUGAUGGAUCAUAUAUGCUUUUAGACCAGAAAAAAAAAAUCAGAUCAAAUGGCUCUUUGGUUCGUUUAGUGUAUAAUAUUAUCUGUUUUGAGUCUAAACUUUCAGAAUUUUAUUUUUGAGUCGAUUAAUCUCAAAAAGACUUUAUACUAAAUAGAGUUGAAACAAGCUUAUAUAUUAGAAAAAAAAAAAAAAGCUUAUAUAUUAGAUUUUCUUUGGUUUAAUAUAUAACGUGGAACUUGGAUUGUCUAUUUAGAAUUAUUUACUCUUACAAAUUUGAUUUCUUUUGACUUGCUAAAAAGAACGGUUCGGCUUUACCUUUUUUUGUUAUUUGUAGGUUAAAAGUUAUUCGUUAAAAUAUCGUAUGUAUAUUUACUACUUGCUUUUUGAACAUGCUUUGUAACUAUUGUUACUGACUGUGCAAAUUAAAUAAAAGGAAAAAAAGGUUAUGAGUGUCUCCAAAAUAUCAUAAGCAUUGACGUUUGCGUACAUGCAUCAUCUAUAUAUAGAUAUGUCAUUCACUCUUCAUCGCCUAUGCUUUUGCAUAUCUCUUUUCUCUCUUCUUCAGUUUCUCCUCUCAAAAUGAAAAGCUUCGACACGAGCUCAGUGGUUGAAUCCGGUGCUGGCGCCGGGAAUAACGUCGACGAUGAUUGUCGGGAGAAGAGAACGGGGACCUUGAUAACGGCGAGUGCCCACAUAAUCACGACAGUGAUAGGUUCUGGAGUCUUGUCGUUGGCUUGGGCUAUAGCACAACUUGGUUGGGUGGUAGGAACAGUGAUUUUGGUAGCCUUUGCCGUCAUAGUUAAUUACACAUCCAGAAUGCUCGCCGACAGUUAUCGAUCCCCGGAGGGAACACGCAACUAUACUUACAUGGACGUCGUCCGAGUCUACCUUGGUGGUAGGAAAGUGCAGCUGUGUGGACUAGCACAGUUCGGGAGUCUCGUAGGGGUUACUAUUGGUUACACCAUCACUGCCUCCAUAAGCUUAGUGGCGAUUGGGAAAGCAAAUUGUUUUCAUGACAAGGGACAUGGUGCGAAAUGUUCCGUAUCAAAUUAUCCACUCAUGGCGGCGUUUGGAAUCGUCCAGAUUUUUCUUAGUCAGAUUCCUAAUUUUCACAAGCUCUCUUUUCUCUCCAUUAUCGCCACCGUUAUGUCCUUCUCUUAUGCAUCUAUCGGUUUUGGCUUAGCCUUGGCCGCUCUGGCAAGUGGGAAGGUUGGUAAGACGGGACUGACAGGCACGGUGGUUGGAGUGGAUGUAACUGCGUCUGACAAAUUAUGGAAGUCAUUUCAAGCGGCUGGAAACAUUGCCUUUUCAUACGCUUAUUCCGUUGUUCUCGUUGAGAUUCAGGACACACUGAGAUCAAGCCCACCAGAGAACAAAGUCAUGAAAAAAGCAAGCCUUGCUGCAGUCUCAACUACAACUGCUUUCUACAUCUUAUGUGGCUGCAUCGGAUAUGCUACAUUUGGAAACCAAGCCCCCGGAGACUUCCUUACUGACUUUGGUUUUUAUGAACCUUACUGGCUCAUCGAUUUUGCUAAUGCUUGCAUCGCUGUCCACCUUAUCGGAGCUUAUCAGGUGUUUGCACAACCAAUAUUCCAGUUUGUUGAGAAGAAAUGCAAUCAGGCGUGGCCAGAAAGCAACUUCAUCACCAAAGAACAUUCGAUGAACAUACCGUUGCUUGGAAAAUGUCGCAUUAACUUCUUCAGACUGGUGUGGAGGACAACCUAUGUGAUUUUCUCAACAGUUGUAGCAAUGAUAUUUCCCUUCUUCAACGCUAUCUUGGGCCUUAUUGGGGCAGUCGCAUUCUGGCCGCUAACAGUUUACUUCCCGGUGGAGAUGCACAUCUCGCAGAAAAAGGUUAAGAAGUAUUCUGUGAGAUGGAUAGUAUUGAAACUCCUUGUUUUGGUUUGUUUAAUUGUUUCGCUCCUAGCUGCCAUAGGAUCCAUCGUUGGCUUGAUAAGUAGUGUCAAGGCAUACAAGCCUUUCCACAAUUUAGAUUAGUUACUUGUAACCUAAGCUAUCUGAAUACAUAGUUAAUAAUGAGUUAUGUUAGCAAUGAGUUUAUGGAUGAACCGAUAUAUAGUACUUAUUUCUGAAAAAAAGGUUAUAUAGUACUUCAUUUUACGAUCACAUUUAGGACUACAAAGAAAUUUAAUUAGUGAAAAAAAAUUGAUCGUACAGGCGGUCGUUUUUCACCUUUGGAAACAGAGGAACAAUUUAAUCCACAACAACGUCUCUGUGCCUCCUUCAAUUGUUUUCAAAGCCAUUGAUAGGGAGCUGAGGAACAUCAUCUCCUCUAGGAGAACCAUCAAGCAAUUCAAACGACUGAUGGUAUUGUGGAUUCGUUAAGCUGCUGUGGUUAAAGCUUUCCAAUGGUUUGGAUGUUGUUGGUUCAUCUUGUUUUUAUUCUUUUUGCCAAGAUGUAUCAAAACUAAGAUCUUGCCUUUGUAAAAUCUUUUCUUCAUUUAUAUGAUAUUUACAAUUUAGCAAAAAAAGAAAAAAAAUUGAUCUUAUAUAAACAUAUUUUUUUUCGUUAACAACAAUUUUGUAAAAAUAAUUCUGGAUUACAAUCUACUUACUAUUUUGUAAAAUAACAACAAGAAUCUACUUACUAUGAUAGAAAGAAAAAAGGCAUUCCACAGGUAAUGACGUAAUUUUUUUGAAAAAAAUCGAAAAGUAAAAAAGAACAUAUUUAUAUGACAAUUAAGAUAGUAAAAAUGAUUUAAUCAAGCCCGGCCCAAACUAAGCCCGGUCUUGACUCUUGCUUAUGGAUCCAACCUUGCCCAAAAGCAUCUCUGUUGUUUUCGCUUAGAAGAGUCAAACCACACAAUGUUUGACUUUAUUCUAUGACCAACCAACACGUCCGAAACAAGACAAAUACAUUGAAACCGAAACAGAGAAACACAGAGAAGCAAAUGA
Molecule: messenger RNA, 3653 nt
Organism: Brassica rapa (field mustard)
Lineage: Eukaryota; Viridiplantae; Streptophyta; Magnoliopsida; Brassicales; Brassicaceae
Product: amino acid permease 8-like
Source: RefSeq, a predicted model, not a curated record